UUAAUUGUUCUUUAUUCUCUCGGAACUGCUGGUUUGGCUCUGCUUUGGCUCGGUAAAAAAUGGCAAAAUCAUAAGCACUUUAUAGCUGCAAACGAACGCAUGCGGUUACGUAUAAAAUUCGAUAAUAGCUUAUUUGGUUUAAUAGAUCGGAUAAAAAAUUAUUUAAAAACCGAAAGCUUGCAAAAAUCUCACUAUAUAUUUUUCGUAAUUAAAAAGCGAAAAUCUGAUUACUAUAAUACACUUGGUUGUGGAUCUGAAGCAUAGACGGAUUUAAUUGAUUCAUAUUCUUAACCCUCUCCAAAGCCCAACGAAUAGUGCGCGCUUACGUAAACCAAAAAAAAAAAAAAAAACGUUGCUUUUGUUUACCACAAGCAAAACAUGUUGAAAUGGGCAGUGAGUGGUUCUCGCCAAGCAUAUCUGCAAGAUGAAAAUGAAAAACUAACCUUAUCAAGUAUUUCCAAUACUGCGAUACAACAACAACAGCAACAAGAACAGCAGCAGCAACAACAGCGAAGACGCUUAAAAUGCAAAUCUUUAAACGUUUGUGACGAAGGUAACAAUGUGAAACGAAAGACAAGUUGGGGAGGAAAGGAAAAUCGUUGCACCUCCACGCCCUUGCACUCUCUCAACCAUAUUUAUAUCGAGAGUCCUUCGAGCAAGAUGGGCAGCCUUAAGGAUUUGAGCAACAUAAUAGCGGAAACAUCCGAAUUUGUUAGGAAAUCGCCUUUAGCGGCAAAGGAAUUUAAUAAAGAUAUGCCUUCCAACUAUGCUUCAACAUUACCGACAUUUGACGUUGAAUAUUCACCAUGUGCUUUAAUAUCGGGACAGAUUUUGGCUUUGCGUGGCGUAGGUGUACCAGAUAGUUAUUUUGGUAAGCCUCGUUAUCUCAGUUCGCAACUGCAAGCCAAAGAUUUGUCCCAAUUAGGCGAAGAAGCUUUAGAGACUAAAUCGAUCUGUCAGAACAAAAUAUCGAAAAACCCUACUUUAUCGAAAUCAAAUCUGUUGUCUGGCCCAAUAAAGGAAGACUCCUUGUUGAGCUCUUCAAAAAUGGGUGAUAUCACGCUGGAGCGCAUGAUUGAUGCCAUUCUGGAAAGUACUCUUAAGGAAAAAAAAUUACCGAAAUAUUCCAAGCACUUUCAGUGUCAUCAUCACCAUCAACAGGAACAGCAACAGCACCAACAACAAGAAUUAUCUCCAACGUACACGCCUGGUGAUGAUCCUGCCAGUGAUUUGCAUGAAGUAUGGGAUUCAAACGAGUUGCGUUACCGACAAAAAGAGCAAAAACAUAUGAAUCGCUUUUCUAGAAAGCGUCUGUUUAAUGAACCGCCAAUAAACAAUCCACAGCAAACCACCUUCAUCCCCGACAUUGAUACAAUAAAGCUGAAGCGCCAGCGGGUAGUAAGAAGAAAACGAAAAAUUACCCAAAUUACCGACAGCAUCAUAAACUCAGCUCAUAAAUUGCUCGGUAAAAGUAACCCGUCUACCGAUACCUUAACGAUUACUGCUUGCGUACCGCGUAGUUGCGUGGAGGGAGUUUAUGACUGUGAGAUAGCAUCCAGCAAUGAUCAGCCUUUAAAAAAGUCACGCAACAUAAGCUCAGACAGUGGCCAUAACUCCUCAAAUGGUGAAUACGACGAUGGCGGAGAUAAAUCCGAAGCCAUUUUCGAUAAUAAAGUCACGGAAAGAAAAACCCACGACUCCGCAAAACGACAAUUAACUUUUCCUAUUAUAUAAGAUAUAGUAGACAUUGAUGACUUUUUUAAAUUUUUUAAUUGUUUAUUUUUUUAU
This is a messenger RNA of Glossina fuscipes, 1788 nucleotides long. RefSeq names its product ras guanine nucleotide exchange factor V-like. The coding region runs from base 379 to 1734 and encodes 451 amino acids. The transcript has 2 exons. The record is from RefSeq and is a predicted model, not a curated record. NCBI's taxonomy places the organism in Eukaryota, Metazoa, Arthropoda, Insecta, Diptera, Glossinidae.